AUGAGUGUGUCAGUGCCAGUGAAACAGUAUGGAGUAACACCACCGAUUUCUACGGCGGCAUCAACACCUGAACAAGUGAAAUUGAACGAUGCCAUGAUAGAAGAAUUGAGAAAUCAAGGCUCGUUCGAAACAGAGGCAGGAGUUUUGAAAAGAAGAGAAAUUCUUGCCACGUUGCAAACACUUGUAGAAGAGUUUGUGUAUACAGUUUCGAGAAAGAAGAAUAUGAGCGAGGGAAUGUCGAAAGAUGCUGGUGGUAAACUUUUCACGUUUGGAUCGUACCGUUUAGGAGUAUACGGACCAGGAUCGGAUAUCGAUACGUUAGUUGUGGUGCCUAAACAUGUUACGAGAGAAGACUUUUUCACGAUUUUUGAUCAAAUUAUAAGGAAGAGACCAGAAUUACAAAACAUUCAGUCAGUUCCGGAUGCUUAUGUGCCUAUUCUCAAGACCGUGUUUGACGGCGUAGACAUCGAUAUUAUCUGUAGCCGUCUAGAUGUGCCCCAGGUACCACUUGACAUGUCUUUAAAGGACAACAACUUGUUGAGAAACAUUGAUGACAAAGAUCUUCGGGCCUUGAAUGGUACCCGUGUGACCGAUCUUAUACUACAAUUGGUUCCACAAAAAACUGUGUUCCGUGCAGCCUUACGUACCAUUAAGCUAUGGGCCAAAAAGAGAGCGAUCUAUGCUAAUAUGUUUGGUUUUCCCGGAGGUGUUGCCUGGGCUAUGCUUGUGGCCAGAAUUUGUCAGCUAUAUCCUAAUGCUGUUGGUGCUGUUAUAGUGGAGAAGUUUUUCCACAUUUACCUUCAAUGGAAGUGGCCCCAGCCUGUGGUGCUUCAGCAGAUUGGGGAUGGUCCAUUACCAGUGAGAGUUUGGAAUCCUCAAUUGUACGGCCAGGACAGGUCACAUAUAAUGCCAGUUAUCACGCCUGCUUAUCCAUCCAUGUGUGCCACCCAUAAUAUUGGUGCAUCCACUCAGGCGAUCAUUUUGGAAGAAAUUCGGAGAGCUUCAGAGAUUGUGACGGAUAUAGAAUCUGGAAAUAAGAAGUGGAACGCUCUAUUCGAAAAACAUGACUUCUUCUAUAGAUACAAAUUUUACCUUACGGUGAUCACAGCUACUAAAGGUUCUUACGAGGAACAUUUGAAGUGGAGUGGUAUGGUGGAGUCGAAGUUGAGAUUAUUAGUGCAAAGAUUAGAACCAAUUGAAGGAAUUGUGUUAGUUCAUCCUUACGUCAAGCCCAUGAUGAACGCAUAUUUGUCUAAAGAAGAAAGCGAUCUUUUCAAGAUGAAAGAACUCUACGGCACACUAGAAGGGGAAAAGUUCGCUAAAGACCACUUAGAAGAAUUUAAGAUCGAUGACGAUACUGAUGUGAAAAAAAUUGAAGAAGAAGCAGCUAAGGCCAACAAACAUAUCGUCUAUUUGAUGAAACUAUACAUUGGAUUGAAAUUGGACAUGAAAGGUACCAACAAGAAGCUGGAUAUUCAAGUACCAUGCUCGGAAUUCGACAUGAUCUGUCGGGGCUGGCCCGCUUUUGACCAGGACAAGAACUCUCUUAGUAUUCGUCACGUAAAACUUUGGAACUUGCCUAAUGAUGUUUACGAAGAGGAUGAGAAGAGACCAGUUAAGAGGUCGAAGAGAAAGGCUUCAGAACAUCAGAGUAACGGUGAGUCUACGCACAAGAAGUUGAAAGGUGACACGUCCUCCUCGUCUGCAGCUACCCAGGUGCAAGCCGGAGCUCCGCCUUCCUCUGGAGUCGUGGCCAACGCCAGUACAUAA
This is a messenger RNA of Brettanomyces nanus, 1770 nucleotides long. RefSeq lists its product as uncharacterized. The transcript has a single exon. The record is from RefSeq and is a predicted model, not a curated record. Gene Ontology annotation, molecular function: poly(A) RNA polymerase activity; RNA binding. Gene Ontology annotation, cellular component: nucleus. Bases 1 to 1770 code for a protein of 589 amino acids. Lineage: Eukaryota; Fungi; Ascomycota; Pichiomycetes; Pichiales; Pichiaceae.